Messenger RNA from Camponotus floridanus (Florida carpenter ant), 1241 nucleotides. RefSeq names its product odorant receptor Or1-like. Gene Ontology annotation, biological process: detection of chemical stimulus involved in sensory perception of smell; sensory perception of smell. The transcript is spliced from 5 exons. Gene Ontology annotation, molecular function: olfactory receptor activity; odorant binding. NCBI's taxonomy places the organism in Eukaryota, Metazoa, Arthropoda, Insecta, Hymenoptera, Formicidae. The coding region runs from base 77 to 1198 and encodes 373 amino acids. Gene Ontology annotation, cellular component: plasma membrane. The record is from RefSeq and is a predicted model, not a curated record.
UCUAAGAGAAGGUGUUUAUCGUUAGUUAAAUAAUUUAUUUUUGAAAAAUAGGCAGUAAGUGUAACUUAAAGUAACAAUGCGCGUGUUAGAAUUUACAUUUACAAUUUUAACAAUCUGUGGUUGCUGGACACCGGAUUCUUGGACAUCUUCCUACAAACGUCUCCUGUAUCAUAUUUAUACAAUUUUCAUAUUUCUAUUAAUAAGUACGUUUACACUAUCGCAAUUUCUGGAUCUAAUCCUAAUCGUGGACAAUCCGGAUGACUUUACCGACAAUUUCUACAUGCUUCUUGCCAUGAUUAUUUCCUGUUUUAAAAUGUCUAGCUUGUUAGUAAAUCGCGACAAUAUUGCGAUGCUAACAGACGUUCUUAUGAAAAAACCGUGUAUACCAAUCGAACCAGAUGAGAUAGAAAUUCGACGAAAAUUCGAUAAACUUAUCGAAGUGAAUACGCUGCAUUAUGCGAUUCUAAUUGAAUUUUCAAGCUCAAGCUCGGUGAUACAAUCAUUGCUCACGGACUAUUGGAAAGGGAAGUUAACGUUUAGAGCCUGGUUACCAUUCGAUUAUUCCUCGACAAUACUAUUUCACUUUAUGUACUUUCAUCAAUUAAUAGGCCUACUUGUAGGGGCUCUUCUACAUGUUGCUUGCGACAGUUUGAUAUGUGGAUUAAUUUUACAUAUAUGCUGUCAAAUAGAAAUACUGAAUUAUCGUAUGCAAAGAGUCAUACGUAAUCCAAAAAUUCUUCGUGAUUACGUCAUCCAACAUAAUCUAAUGAUCAAGUUUGCCUUUAUGAUGAAUAAGAAAUUUAGAUUGACCAUUACCUUUCAGUUUAUAGUAAGUACAAUGGUAGUGUGCGUUACUUUAUAUCAACUGACCAAGACAAAUGCGAAUAUAAUUCAAUUAGGAUUGUACAUGUCAUCAAUGCUGACACAAAUCUUUUUGUAUUGUUGGUAUGGAAACGAAGUUAAACUAAAGAGUAUGCAAUUGACCAAUAACCUAUUUGAAAUAGAAUGGUUUAUGCUGAGAGAAGAUGUAAAGAAAGAUUUAUUGACAAUUACAAGAUGCGGUACAGUUCCCAUCGAAUUUACGAGCGCUUACAUUUUUCCCAUGAAUCUCGAUUCAUUUGUGGGUUUGCUCAAGAUGUCAUAUUCGACUUAUAAUAUACUUCAGCAAAUGCGAAAUGAAAAUGUCGAAGGUAAAUAGAAGAUUGUUAUUCAGUUAUUGUUAUAUCUUAUUGUUAUAUUGU